Messenger RNA from Eruca vesicaria subsp. sativa (arugula), 196 nucleotides. The record is from the annotation of a GenBank genome assembly. Lineage: Eukaryota; Viridiplantae; Streptophyta; Magnoliopsida; Brassicales; Brassicaceae.
AUGGAGAAAACAACUUUGAUAUUCAUUGGUAUUCUACUUUUUUCAACAUGUACACCAAUUCUGGCACAAACUUGUAAGAAUAACUAUGACUGUUUUAAAAUGUUAUGUCCAUUAAGAGGAUACCCCAUUUGUGUGAAGGGUCAUUGUGAAUGCCCUCCUCACACGUAUAGAGCAUUACCUGAUGAUACCAACUGUG